Messenger RNA from Moneuplotes crassus, 916 nucleotides. NCBI's taxonomy places the organism in Eukaryota, Ciliophora, Spirotrichea, Euplotida, Euplotidae. The record is from the annotation of a GenBank genome assembly.
AUGGAAGUGGAGUACUCAGCUCUUGACCAAGAAAUCCAGAAGUUGCAGAGCAAAGGUCAGUAUAAGAAAAUACUAAGGAUAUACGAAAGAGUUAUUCAUGAACAGAUCGAACGUAAUCUGGUCAGUCAAGAGAUGAAGAAAAAGGCAUGAGAUACUUGCAAUAUCCUUGCUAUACAACAUCUUAAAAAGAAAGAGUAUGACCUAUGCCUUCCUUAUCUUAAGAAAGCAGAGAAAUAUAUUGAUGGGGAUGAUGAGACCAAGGCGUUGACAUAUAACAACCUUGCUUGUUAUUACAGAGACAAAGGACAGUUAAGAGGUGCUCUUGUUUAUCUCCUCAAAGUCCAGAAAUUAGAAAAAGAGCCUAUCAUUUCUUGAAUGAACACUGGAGUUGUUCUCUCACAAUUAGGAAGACAUGAAGAGGCUAAGGAUAAUAUCAUGAAAGCAAUUAUGAUCAUACAGGAUUCUAUUCUAAAUGCAUUCUUGCCAAAGAUGAAUAAGAAGAGAAAGAAGGUUGGAGAAAAUGUAGAUGACCUUGAAAGAGAUUUCAAGGAAAAAGCAGCUAAUCUUUCGAUGUGCUACCGAAAUCUGGCCAUACAAAAUGAAUUCCUGAAGGACUAUGAAUCCGCUAUUGAAGCAUACAGAAACUCCAAAUAAUGUAGCUCUUGAUUAUCUCGGAGAAGCAGAUGAGUUCUCCAUCCAAGCUGUUAAUACUUAUAAAACAAUGCGAAGGGCUAUUCAAGAGAAAACAACUAAACUUGUGGAGAAGAACAAGAAGAGGGAAAAGAUCAGGCCUCUUAUCGAAAAGAGUCUAAAAUCUCAGAAACACAAGGCAAGGAAUAGUUCAGCAGAUAUUCUCAAAAGAGGAUUCAGGUUCAAGAGCGCAGGUAGGAAGCGGAGACCUGGGACCAAGGGGUAA